Prorocentrum cordatum is the source of this 921-nucleotide messenger RNA. NCBI's taxonomy places the organism in Eukaryota, Dinophyceae, Prorocentrales, Prorocentraceae. The record is from the annotation of a GenBank genome assembly.
AUGGGGAAGGCGAAUUUGGAGCCCGACAUCAUCUGCUUCACCGCUGGGAUCAGCGCGUGCGGAAAGGGCGAGCAGUGGCAGCGGGCUGUGGCGCUGCUCAGCGAGAUGCUGGCGGCGAAGUUGGAGCCUACCAUCGUCAGCUACAGCGCUGGGAUCAGCGCGUGCGAGAAGAGCGAGCAGUGGCAGCGGGCUGUGGCGCUUCUCAGUGCGAUGUGGGAAGCGAAGUUGAAGCCCGACGUCAUCUUCAGCUACAAUUCUGGGAUGAGCGCGUGCGAGAAGUGCGAGCAGUGGCAGCAGGCACUUGCGCUGCACAUUGAUAUGUGGGGGGCGAAGUUGAGACCAGACGUAAUCAGCUACAGGGUUGCCAUGAGCGCGUGCGAGAAGGGCGAGCAGUGGCAGCGGGCCCUGGCGCUGCUCCGGAUGACGCGGCAGGCGAAGCUGAACCCCCAGGACAUCAACUAUAACGCUGUCAUCGGCGCGUGUGGGAAAGGCGAGCAGUGGCAGAUGGUCUUGGAGCUGCUCGGCGAAAUUGCUCAAGUGAAAUCGGCACCCAACACCAUGACCCACAGCGCUGGGAUCAGCGCGUGCGAGAAAGCUGGGCAGUGGCAGAGGGCUCUGGCACUGUUCAGCGAGAGGGCUGCUGGCAGUGCUAAGCAUUGGCAGAUGGUCCUGGAGCUGCUCGGCGAAAUUGCUCAAUCGAAAUCGGCACCCAACACCAUCACCUACAACGCUGGAAUCAGGUCGUGUGAGGAAGCUGGGCAAUGGCAGAGUGCCCUGGAGCUGCUGAGGGAGAUGCAGGAUCGGAGGUUGGAUCCCGACGACAUCAGCUAUAGCGUUGUGAUCAGCGCGUGCGAAAAAGGCGGGCAGUGGCAGCAUGCUCUGUCGCUGUUCCAAGACAUGUGUGCUCAAUCGAGGAGGUGA